AGAAGCGCUAAACGAUUGCCUAAUAAAUUUCGAUUGUCGUGUACUAUUAACGGAUUUGAUAAAUGAAUAUCAUAUGCCAAUUGAGGAAGUGUACUUUGUAGCUGACGGUCUGAUUUUACACCCUUCUAUUACUGCUGUUCAAAACUUUAUUGGGCAACAAAUCGUUUUCUUAGGCGGCGAGCACACACCAACAGGGUUUUCCUUCCAAUAACCACGUAACAACUAGUCCUCCACUGCCGCACUGUAUUUUCAAAUGGUGCGUUUCGAACCUUUAGGCCAGAAAAUGUUCACACGGCGCAAUUGGCUGCUCCGCUGUAGCAUACUCAUCAAUAUUAUUGUCAUCCUCUACAUAUGCAGUCACGUCAUGAUUGGCAAUGGUAGCGGUUUUAAUGGAGGCAGCACAUUCUUUAUACAGGAACGAGGAGUGGAGCCCUCGAAUACGCAACUACCGAAUAAUGAGCCACUUGUAGGCGAUAAGCUACAAUCGGCACUGCCACCACCAGCCGCAUCUAGUGAUCUGCAACCGGCGCCGCCAGGGUCCAAUGAUUCUGGAGGCUCUAUAGCGGCGCCUGCUGCGCCAAGCGAAAUAGUCGCAUCACCUGCACAAAAUCACACGAAUAGCGCUUCCGGCAGUUCGGCAGCCGGUGCUCUGGUGGGUAAUAUUGGUGGUGGCGCUCCAGAAGGAGCAGCAUUCAUGAAUAGUUCUAUUACCGAGGGUUAUAUUGUUACCGGUGAUGAAAAGGAUUUGAAUGAACGGCUGGAAACUCUACUGAAUUGUUACAAUCGUGACUACAAUCCAGAGGUUUUGCAGCGUGGUGACUUCUGGGUGCUCAAGAAUUACGUGCGCGCCGAUCAUGGCGCGUUAAAGUGCACCGAAACAAUCACAUACACAACGCAUGCCGAUUAUUCAUUUUUGGAUAAUCUGAUACCUUUGCUAGAACGUUGGAAUGCACCUGUGAGUAUUGCGUUGCACACACCUGGCACCGACUAUCAACCUACCGUUGACUCCAUAAAGUACCUGCGUGAUUGUCUGCCUGAAAGCCAUUUGGUACGCGCUUUUACCACAUUUCACCUCUACUUUAGCACGAAACACAUACCUAAGCAAGUGAUGAAACAGGCGGACGUGCUCAAGACGCCCUAUAAUUGCACGAUACCACCCCCCUACUUCAAUAUUAGUUCCGGCCAUUUAUAUAAGUCACAAAAGAAACUAUUGUAUCCGGUGAAUGUGGGCAGAAAUAUAGCGCGCGAUGCCGCCCUAACACACUUUAUACUAGCCUCAGAUAUUGAGUUGUAUCCAAAUCCAGGUCUAGUGAAAAAAUUUCUCGAAAUGAUUGCGCGCAACGAAGCAUAUCUGCACCGUAAAGCGCCAAGAGUUUUCCCGCUGCCCAUUUUCGAGGUGGAAGCAAAUGUAUCUGUGCCACAUGACAAAACCGAAUUGCAAGAGUACUUGCGCACCGGCAAAGCGAUACCCUUCCAUAAGCGCGUCUGCGCCAGCUGUCAUGGCGUACCACAGUCCAAAGAGUGGAUGGCCGCCAAUGAGACGGAGGAACUGAGUGUCUUCCACAUAGGCAAACGUACUGGAUACUUUAGGCAUUGGGAGCCGAUUUACAUUGGAACGAAUGCGGAUCCGCACUAUGACGAACGGCUGAGUUGGGAGGGAAAAAGUGAUAAGAUGACGCAGGGUUAUGCGCUCUGUGUAUUAGACUACGAGUUCCAUAUUUUGGACAAUGCCUUCCUCGUGCACAAACCAGGCAUCAAAGUAAUACAAAAAGAUAAACGACGUGCCAUGUUGGCGGGUAAAACGAAUCAACUAAUAACCAAAAUCAUUUAUCCGGAAUUGAAGAUAAUGUAUGGCGUGCGACAGGGUUGCAAUGUAUAGUAACUAAUAAAUUGGCAAAAAAGUUGAAAAACUUUUUUAAGCUAUAAUAAGAAUGGAAUUAAAAGACUACUACUACAAUUCAAAAUACUACUUUUUUAAGUCGAAAAGUGUUAAAGAGAAAUAUUAUCGAUGGAGAUAUAAAAAAUAUAUAUAUUUAGAUAUUUGCCAGCAUAUUCAUAGUUAAUAACGAUUAGUAAUUAUCAAUUAGCAGCGUCGAUUCGAGCCAACGUAUUGUAAAUGUUUUUUAUAGAAUGCCUUUUUGAUUUCCGUUACGUUUUUGUUUAAAGUUGGAACCUCAAAAAUAUUUUUGUAUCUUAAAAAUAAGUGAUAACAGUGUCACAAAAAAUAACAUCUAGAUAAUAUCGCAUGUGUAUGUAUGCUUAAAAUUGUCUUUGCUCCAUGGCAUUGUUGUAUGAAAACGAUUUGUAAGAUUUAAAUGUGCGUAAAAAUGCAAAUUAACUUUACUUUUAUCACUUAAAAUAUACUAUGUAUGUACUAUUUUUUAAAUUAUAUAUUAUAUGUUUGUAACACAUAUACAUGUAUAUGUACAUAUAUGUGUGUACCUACAUUUGUAAUAUUUCAUUUAAAAACAAAUUGAACGUAUUAUAAUAUUUGUAUUGUAGUUUUUAACACCCGUGCGCAAGUAUGAAGCAAAACUUAAGAAAAAUGCAAACAAGAAAAAAAAAAUUCAUAAAAAUAAAAUGUAAAAAAUUGUAAAAACGAAAAUACGUUUAAAAUUAGAAAAAGGCAAAAUAAAGAAAAAUUUAGAUAUUUUUGUAUUGCUAAUUACAUAGUAAGAGUAGAGAGAGGCGAACAUAUUGCAAAAAAUAUAUGUAUGAGAGAAAAAAACGUAAACGCGUUGUAGUCAUACAACAACAUAUAAAUCUUGUAUAUCCUCAUACAAAAUGCGCGUUUGUUGCAAGAACGUCAUAAUGCAAAUGCAUGCAGAAAGGACAGAAAGUGGUUGUAAAAAAUAUAUAACUGCAUCUGUUGACAGCAAUGCGCAUAAGAAGAAAAUGUUCACUACGACAGUCGGUUCUACGUUACCGGAUUUCUAUCCGGCCAAUGACUUGUCACUACAGCAGCACUCCCCAGUAUAUGCAUGGGGAAUGUUUAUGCUGCUACAACAACAACAAGAAAAUGUUCUUGCAAGCUAUUAAGUGCUUCUUCAAAAAAAAAAAAACUUAAAUUUUUUAGGUUAUGACGUUCUUGCAGCCGACAUUUAUAUAUAAAAAAAUUAAAUGUAUUUAAAAGCUGAAGAAAACUGUGUAAAUCGCUUUAAGUGCAUACAUAGCAAACACGCACUUACACAUUUACAUAUGUACAUGGCUACACAUUUCCGCAAAAAUGUAUAGUUUAUAAGUUUAUGUAUGUAUGCUUUAUUGUUGUAUUAGUUUUAGAACUUGAAAGUUCCCUUCAUUUAUAUUUUACGUAAACAGUGACUUUAUUCAUUUUUUUUUCUUUUGUCUAUUUUUUUAAUUUUUGUUUUUUAAUUUACAACUGUAUUUACAGUUAACUAUAUCUUAAA
Molecule: messenger RNA, 3407 nt
Organism: Anastrepha ludens (Mexican fruit fly)
Lineage: Eukaryota; Metazoa; Arthropoda; Insecta; Diptera; Tephritidae
Product: beta-1,4-glucuronyltransferase 1
Exons: 6
Coding region: 254-1879 (541 amino acids)
Source: RefSeq, a predicted model, not a curated record